UGGAUUUUUGUCGUACUUUUCUACUUCUUCUUUUUGAAUUCAUCCGAAAUUUGGGUUCACAUUUUGAAUCUUUUUCAUUUUUUAACAUUGAAAAAUUGAAAUUUCAUGCAUUUAGUAGCUUAGUUUAUGUAUGGUUUGAUUCUUGGAUUCUUCAUAUUAGUUUGCAUUAUUUUCCUCAUGUUGAGGCUUGUCAAGUCAAUCCUAUAUACUUGUUUAGUUUUUACGCGCUUUAAUAAGUUUUUCAGUUAGUGAAUGUAUAACUUCGAAAGACAUAUUCCCAAGAGCUUCCUUUUUAAAAUUGGGCAGGAAUACACGAUCUAUUUAGUAGCUCUAUAUUGCAAGAAUAAUUAGUGCCAUGAUGAUUGUCUGUGUGCAAUUUGGAGGAAAAAAAUGUGGUGGAUUUAUAAAUUUGGAUUAUAUAAAUUGGGACAUUAAAGGAUUUCUUGGUAAAGAGAUAGAGAAACUCUUUAUUAACUUGCCAAUAGGUUAAUGCAUAGUCCUGAAAAGGUUUGAACUAUUUAAGGUUCAAGAUCUGACAAAUGCAAUGGUAAGACUGAUAAUUUUUGGUUGCUUUAUUCUGAUCUCUGGUUUUUCUUCUUCUCUCUUUAAAUGUGCUUCUGUUGAACCUUAUCUUGAAUUUCUGUUCUCAAAUUUGCUUGGUUCUGAUAUGGCCAGUUUUUUGCAGGUACAAACUUUCUAGUUUUGUUUAAUGCUUUGCAUUGUUCUUUGAGGCUUGUAAAUAUGAAGAAGCAGAACUCCAUGACUUCUAAUAUUGGAGAUUUUGCUGGACGAAUAACACGUGCUCGAGCUGCUGCCUUGAGCUCAGCUGGACAGAUGCCUCCUUUAAAAGAUCAUGUGGAAGAAAAUAAAAGAAUGGCUCGUCGAGGUAAUACAAAAAGAGCAGCCUUGGAUGAGAACAACACUGAUGCACCUGAUAAUCCACACCACCAGCAUAAGAGAAGAGCAGUACUUCGAGAUGUCACAAAUGUUUGCUGCAAGAGUUCUUGCAAGAGCUGCUUUAAUGAUACUAAAAUUCAGGACAACAGCAUUCAGCAGGCAAAAAGAGGUCAGGCCAGGGUAACCAAAGUGGCUCCUUCUGUUUCUGUAGAACUGCCACAGGUUGAAGCUAAUUCAAAAAUAAAAAUUAUCCAAGACAUAGUGAAAGAAGAAUCUAAACUAGAAGAAGUUUCAACCAGCUUGCAUACAGAUAAACCUCUGCACUUAAUUACUAUACAGGAAUGCGGCAUAGAUGAUCAAAGGAUUGCAGACCUGAGUUCCGGUAUGCCUUUAGAGUCUCAAAGUUCUCUAAAUGAAGAGGAGAAAGGCGCUUUUCAUGGGAAGCUAAUGACAUCAUGUGAUCCUGACUACGUGAACAUUGAUGUUGAUAAUACAGAUCCUCAACAGUGCAGCCUCUAUGCUGCUGAUAUCUACACUAAUUUGCGUGUUGCUGAGCUCAUCCGAAGACCAUCUCCUAGUUUUAUGGAAAGAAUACAACGUGAUAUAACUCAAACCAUGCGGGGGAUUCUAGUUGAUUGGUUAGUGGAGGUCUCCGAAGAAUAUAAGUUGAUGCCAGAUACACUUUACAUGACAGUAUACCUCAUUGAUUGGUUUCUUAGUCAAAAUUACAUUCAAAGACAAAAACUUCAACUGCUUGGCAUCACUUGCAUGUUGAUUUCCUCGAAGUAUGAAGAAAUAUGUGCACCACGAGUAGAAGAAUUUUGCUUCAGCACUGACAACACUUACACAAGAGAGGAGGUUCUAAAGAUGGAGAUACAUGUACUAAAACAUGUUGGCUUUCAAUUAUCUGCACCGACUGCAAAAACCUUUAUAAGGAGGUUUCUUCGAGCAGCACAAGCUUCUUACAAGAGCCCCAGUCUUGAAUUGGAGUAUUUGGCCAACUUCCUAGCAGAAUUGACGUUGGUGGAUUAUGGUUUCUUGAAUUUCCUUCCUUCUAUCAUUGCUGCAUCAGCUGUGUUUCUUGCCAGAUGGACGCUGGAUCAAUCAAGUCACCCUUGGAACACAACUCUUGAACAUUACACAUCCUACAAGGCAUCUGAUCUAAAGAUGACAGUGUUUGCAUUACAAGAAUUACAAAUGAAUACCAAUUGUUGUCCUCUGAAUGCUAUACGCAUGAAGUAUCAGCAACAAAAGUUCAAAUCCGUGGGAACUUUGUCCUCUCCAAGACUACUUGAAACACUUUUUUGAAGACAGGUGGUUUACUCAUCUACUUGGAGAGGGGGCUGCUAACAGAUAACAUAUAGCUUGCUUUUGCUUUUGUUAGUUUCUCCACGAGGUUUUGUACAAUGUCUAAUUCUUAAUUUCUAGAUUUAAAAUUUUUCUUCUCAAACUUUGUAGUCUUUGUACAUAAGAUCUUAACAUUUCCAUCUGGGUUUUGUUUCUUACAAAAUUGUGUCUUUUUAAGGUUGUAUUGGCAAUGCCUCUAAGUCUGAAUAUAAGUAUCGAACUGUCGAUAUUAUGAUCUUUAUUCAUUUAAUACUCGUAGAUCCGAACAAUGAUACAAAAUUUAAUCUUUUCUUGUUGUUAAGUCUGUGACAGACAAUGUAACUCUUUGAAUGUAAUCUUGGCAACCAGUGGCUACUCUGAACAUAUAUAUAAAUAGCCUUUAAUUGC
Messenger RNA from Mangifera indica (mango), 2631 nucleotides. RefSeq names its product cyclin-A2-4-like. Gene Ontology annotation, cellular component: cytoplasm; nucleus; cyclin-dependent protein kinase holoenzyme complex. Gene Ontology annotation, biological process: regulation of cyclin-dependent protein serine/threonine kinase activity; mitotic cell cycle phase transition. Bases 742 to 2205 code for a protein of 487 amino acids. The transcript is spliced from 11 exons. The record is from RefSeq and is a predicted model, not a curated record. NCBI's taxonomy places the organism in Eukaryota, Viridiplantae, Streptophyta, Magnoliopsida, Sapindales, Anacardiaceae. Gene Ontology annotation, molecular function: cyclin-dependent protein serine/threonine kinase regulator activity.